Messenger RNA from Xiphias gladius (swordfish), 2790 nucleotides. RefSeq names its product neuropeptide Y receptor Y2, like (gene npy2rl). Gene Ontology annotation, biological process: G protein-coupled receptor signaling pathway. Gene Ontology annotation, cellular component: membrane. Gene Ontology annotation, molecular function: neuropeptide Y receptor activity. The transcript has 5 exons. The record is from RefSeq and is a predicted model, not a curated record. Lineage: Eukaryota; Metazoa; Chordata; Actinopteri; Istiophoriformes; Xiphiidae. The coding region runs from base 1 to 1224 and encodes 407 amino acids.
AUGGAGGCCGUCAGCGCAGCCAACGACACACGGGACGAGCUCCGCCUCCUGCCCACGCCUGACGGUGACCCCGGCAACCUCGGUUACCACGACUACGACCCAGAUGCCGGCGCCGUCCCCCCGGCGCUGCCCACGCUGCUGUUCGAGGGAGUGAAUUUUCCCGAGGACCCCAUCAGACUGCUGAGUGUACAGGUGGUGUUGAUCCUGGCCUACAGCACCAUCAUCGUGCUGGGGGUUCUGGGUAACUCUCUGGUCAUCUACGUCAUCUACCGCUUCAAGACGCUCCGCACCGUCACCAACUUCUUCAUCGCCAACCUGGCCGUGGCCGACCUCCUGGUCAACACGCUGUGCCUCCCCUUCACCCUCGUGUACACGCUGCAGGGGGAGUGGAAGUUCGGCAGCACCCUCUGUUUCCUGCUGCCCUACGCCCAGGGGCUCGCCGUGCACGUCUCCACGGUGACGCUCAACGUCAUCGCCCUGGACCGCCACAGGUGCAUUGUGUACCACCUGGAGACCAGGAUGCGCAAGGACGUGUGUUUUGGGGUGAUAGCGUUGACCUGGGUGCUGAGCGCCGUGCUGGCCAGCCCUCUGGCCAUCUUCAGAGAGUACGGCUCCUUCACUCUGGAGCCUGGACACACCAUACAGGUUUGUACGGAGAAGUGGCCCGGUAAAAGCACAGAUGGCACAGUCUACAGCAUCUCCAUGUUGAUCCUGCAGUACUUCCUGCCGCUGUCCAUCAUCUCCUUCGCCUACGCCCGCAUCUGGUCCAAACUGCGCGGCCACGUCAGCCCGGCGGAGAGCAGCGGCAACGGAAGCGCCGGCUCCGAGCGCCACCGCCGGCGGCGCAAGACCACCAAGAUGCUGGUGACCAUGGUGGUGGUGUUUGCCGUCAGCUGGCUGCCCUUCCACGCCUUCCAGCUGGCCACUGACAUUGACAGCACGGUGCUGGACAUGCGCGACUUCCGCCUGCUCUACACCGUCUUCCACGUGGUCGCCAUGUGCUCUACCUUUGCCAAUCCGCUGCUGUACGGCUGGAUGAACCGCAACUACCGCGCCGCCUUCCUCGCCGUCUUCAAGUGUCGCAGGGGAGGGGCGAGGGGCGGGGGCGGCCGGCUGGACAGCAUUCACCCCGUCGGGGGAGGAGGAGGUGGAGAGAGGGCAAAGAAAAUAGUGCUUGAAAACCAGGAUGUGGUGUCCACCCGCCUGAACGCCACCGACGUGUGAGAGCCUGAGGGAGGGGGAAAUGAUGAGGGUGAUGGAGGAGAAGAAGGGGGAGAUGACACGACAAUGACGAAGAGAUGACAGAGGCAGGAAGGAAAAGAAAAUCAUUGUCAGGAAAUCUUUUGUUCCCCAGAAGACAAAAGACGAGAUUCCUCGUGGAGACAGAAACAGAGGGGAGAUAAAGAUGUGAGACAAAAUAGAAACGACAGCGUGAGAAGAACCCGAAAGGGGAUUACAGAGUUUCUGGAAGCCCAAAAAUAGAGAAGGCGUAGAUGAGCAGGGAUUAGAAGAAGAAUGACAGAAGAAGAGAAGCGGAAGACCUGCUGAAUGACUCAAGUUCUCUCCACCAAUGGAAGCGUUGUCGCUUUGAGGAUCUGACACCAUUGUGACGUGACUCCAGCACUUCAAGGAUGUUUUUCCGGGGGGGAUUUGUUCUGGUGAGAUUCAUCUCGGUGACUCCGAAAAGGUGGAAAGGUUUCUUUUGAACGUACGCCUAACUGAAAAGAAAUGGAUUUGGGUUUUGGUCGAUAAAAUUUUCGGGACAUUUAAAGGGAAACUUUCAAAUUAAAAUGAAAGGAAUCUUUUUUUGAAAAGAUUGGUUUCCUCGUCACUGACAAUAAAAACGGCUUCAACAACAACCAUGGACAUUAAUGCAAAUCUUGUCAAAAUAGGGCUUUACUCCAUCUUCAUUUCACUUGUGAAGCAUUUAGCUCGUACAUUUAACCCAGAGUGGCUUACAAGGGGCGCACAAAGACACGUAAGCAGGAUACGGGAUUUGAAUGCGACCUUACAACAAAGGAUUUUAAGGAGCAGCAAUAGGAGCUGAAUGUCCGCACGUUUUCCAGAAGCGUACAAAUUUGAGGGCAGCUGGUGAACGGUGAAAAAAGAUUUUGUCAGGCCAAACUCCAAAAAAACUCAAAAAAUCACGGAUUUGUGACUUUGGACAGAUCUCAGGUGGACGAGGAUGCAUGAUGCAAGCUUUGUGAAAUCUCUGCCGCUGUUACAUAAUGAAAAUGUGUGUUUAAUGUGGAUUAUCCUACAAAGAAAGCCGGGCGUAGGAGUGUAAAACAGAAAAGACAGAGGUGGACAAAUUGAAGCUGUGAGACAUUAUGACUGAGACGGAAGAAGGGGAGAGAGAGAGAGAGAGAAAGUGCUCGACAUACAAAUGACUCGGAUUAAAAGGGAGAUGCUUUGUUUUUCUUUUUUUUUAGUAGAUGAAGUACAGAGAGCAAAGGAAUAAGGGACGAGGCAGGAGGGAAAAAGCGAUGAAAGGAUCAAUCUGAGGAAGGAAAAGAGUGAAAUGUGGGAUAAUGAGGCAAAAAAAAAGGCUGCAUGUCCCUGCAAGAGAGAGAAAUCUCAAAAAGAUCCAACGUACAAGUGGACACAUGAAUGUUUGAAAAAAACCAACACUCAAGGGAUUUAUUGCAUCACCAUGUGGUGGGUUUUGUUCAUUUUGGCAGGUUAGCUUUUUCAGCUGUCUCUCAGGUUCACAGCAGAAGGAAAUGAAAUUGCAGCUGAGAUUUCACACCCUUCACUGAAUUCAAAUCAGCCCGUGUAAGCCAGGCGAGG